Uncinocarpus reesii 1704 is the source of this 1050-nucleotide messenger RNA. RefSeq lists its product as uncharacterized. The record is from RefSeq and is a predicted model, not a curated record. The coding region runs from base 1 to 1050 and encodes 349 amino acids. Gene Ontology annotation, molecular function: ATP binding; protein kinase activity. Lineage: Eukaryota; Fungi; Ascomycota; Eurotiomycetes; Onygenales; Onygenaceae. The transcript has 6 exons. Gene Ontology annotation, biological process: protein phosphorylation.
AUGGCCCAAGUCCAAUACCCUGUGAAAAGACGGAAAUGGGACGAUUAUCCUGGCUGGACCACCAGUCUUGCCGAUGGCCCCGAGUCUGAGAUGCUGAGGGAAUAUGAAGAAGGCGGUCUGUGUCCCAUUGUGAUUGAUGACGUGCUGAGUGGCGAUGAUCUGUUUAGUCCGCAGUCCUACUCCUUCAAGAUCAUCGGCAAGUUAGGCUGGGGAUCCUAUUCCACCGUCUGGCUGGGCAAGGAAUUGCAAUCAGGCCGGUUCUUAGCUCUCAAGGUGUUGAGGCGUGAGCACAUUACCCGAGAUAAUGUGGAAAUGAGAAUCCUGAAGACACUGGGCAAAUUGCAGCUGGCCUUUUUCUACACUCACCAGCCUACUCAGGACCAGUUCCUGUGUCUUGGGCUGCUGCCACUGGGAGCUACCUUUCCAGAAAAUGGCGAAGAGUAUCUUGUGCGACUUUCUGAUCUCCCUUCCAUCACCACUGUCAUCAGACCCUUAUUGACAAAGGUGCUCAACUUCCAUAAGCAUGGAAUCUGCCAUGGUGAUCUCAGUCAUUCAAACAUUGCCUUUGGAGUGCACCCGGAUGCAUUCACUUCUGAAGCCUUGCAAGAGACCUUCCAGGAGGACUCCAAAUCAUACAUCAAGCUUGUGGGAGUCCCUGGAGCACCACCUCCCCGGCCAGCCAAUCUACCAGAAUACAUAGUCUUCCAUCGAAAUCCCCUCAAGACAAACAGCACUGACUUGUCCCUGGUAGACAUCAUAGAGUUUGGGAAAGCAUUUGAUACACCCAAGAAGGACGGAAUUGCUUACGCUCUCAACCUUGAACAUCUAUUUGGGGAUGAAAGUAUCAUCGAGCAGUAUUGCGGUGAUGACAAUGCACAAGUUGCUAUAAUUGAAAAUUUUAUAAGAUGGAAUACCUUCUUAAAAGACUCUGCCAAACAUAGGGCUUUGGCUUGUCAGCUUAUUCACGCUCUACUGCAGGUCGACCCCGAGCGUCGGGAUCCUGAGAAAGCAAUGCAGUUGCUCUGCCAGUUGGAGGCCGAUACCAAGUAG